This is a messenger RNA of Caenorhabditis remanei, 255 nucleotides long. RefSeq lists its product as uncharacterized. The coding region runs from base 1 to 255 and encodes 84 amino acids. The transcript is spliced from 2 exons. Lineage: Eukaryota; Metazoa; Nematoda; Chromadorea; Rhabditida; Rhabditidae. The record is from RefSeq and is a predicted model, not a curated record.
AUGCAUUUUCCCAUCGACAGCCACAUUCCGACCUCCGUCGUUCUCAUUCUCGUUUUCCUUGCUCUUCUUUGGGGAGUCAUCGUUGCUUGUUACAUCGCCGAUGUCGCAUGGGCCGUUUGCUUUGCUCAAAAUGCUAUCAACUCGAUGAAAGAGACUGAAUUGCGCCGUCAAGCUGUUUCACGUCGCCCCGUGUUCAUCAUCGGAGAGCAUAAAACACGCCAUGAAAACGUUGAACGACUCAUUCGAACAGUUUGA